Messenger RNA from Aspergillus fijiensis CBS 313.89, 436 nucleotides. RefSeq lists its product as uncharacterized. The record is from RefSeq and is a predicted model, not a curated record. Bases 131 to 361 code for a protein of 76 amino acids. NCBI's taxonomy places the organism in Eukaryota, Fungi, Ascomycota, Eurotiomycetes, Eurotiales, Aspergillaceae. The transcript has a single exon.
CUUGGUCAGUGCAGAUGUUGUCCGCGGCCCCUCCCCGUUCUCUCCCACACCCCCAAACUCACGCUGGGUCGCUCUGGACUUUCCCUUUGGUCUCAGCCUCUGUGAGGGCGGAGACUGAUGAUUAUGAUUGAUGGGGUUUUGGAGGAGAUGGAUGAUGCUGAUGGCGGCGGUGGUGGUGGUGUUGGUGGUGAUGAUGACGACGAUCGAUGAUACGAACUGCCCCGGCGCAACGGCAUGGAUGCAGGCAUGUAAUUCCGGACUCAAUGAGACCACUCAAUUAGUACAGACAUCGUAUGGUCCCAUGUCGAUAAGCGGACAUGAACGAAAAAAACGUUUGCAAUCCUUUGGCCGUCCAUUCUAGCGGCAUCGAGACUAGCAAUUUCGAGAAGCAACACUACUGUACUGUGGCAUCAUCUAGAGCUCUCGACACCACUGG